Molecule: messenger RNA, 3914 nt
Organism: Drosophila subpulchrella
Lineage: Eukaryota; Metazoa; Arthropoda; Insecta; Diptera; Drosophilidae
Gene: raw
Exons: 10
Coding region: 455-3352 (965 amino acids)
Cellular component (GO): plasma membrane
Source: RefSeq, a predicted model, not a curated record
AACCAAAGAGAGUGCAACAGAGAAAUUCUCAGCAAACACUGAAGUGAAUUGUUUAAAAUGUGACAAUAGCAAUUCAAAUGUUUGCUAAGUAAUAAACCAAUAGUUGUUUUGAUUUUUUUUUACCAAAACGUGUUAAGUGAAUCGGUUACACAAGAGCGGGAGAGCAAAGGAAAAGUAAAAAAACAAUGGAGCAGUCGUAAAAAUUGAUUAAGCAAAACAAAUGAGAAGAGAGCGCAAAAUGCACAAAAUGGUUAAAUUAUUCCUCAGUUGAAAGUGAAAGCGGCGUCGCCCCAUCGUCGUGAAAUGUUGUUGCCGGCGAGUUGAGAUCGCAGACGGACAAGUUAUGCCAAUGGCUAAGAUAUUCCGCAGAAACUGACAAUCGAAUGCAAAAGCAGGGACGAACAUGAACUUCUAAACAUUGAAUUGACAGCUCCCAAAACGAGAUCCACGCAAAAUGCGCUUGCAACAUCGUUAUGCCAGUAAUCCGACCACAAAUACGAGUAAUAACAGCACGAUAAGUAACGGGAGCAGCAGCAACAAUACCACCAUUAGGCGGACCAAGAAGUUAGGUGGCCAGAACAUUACCAAGCUGCGCUCCGCCAAACAGUCGGCCAGCCCCAAGUCCCCAACCACGAUGCCACCCGCAACCCCCCUCAGCCGGCACCACCAGAUAAUGCUGGACAAGGAGACGGAAUCGGAGUCGGACAGGGAACCGGCGGCACUGUCGUCGAGGAGCCCAGGGCAGGAGGUCGGAAGCGAGGAGACCACUACCACCACCACUUCGGUGGAGCUGCGGUCCUCGGCCAGCUCGCAUUAUAGGGCAUACGCCACCAUCCGGAGCAACUCGACGUCGGCGAUCCUCCAUCAGGCCGUCCUGCCCCCCCUCACCUCCGCCGGAAUGCUGUACGCCCGCCCCCGCACCCUCAACGUCCACAAUGUCUGCCAGACGCCCGCGCAGAUAACGCAAAUGUUCUUCGGAGAAGUUCUGAAUGCAUGGCGAGCAAAGGCCAGAUGCAAUGUGGUGCCCGACGAGCGGACGCAGGAACUCUUCCACGAGCUAAGCUUCCAUCCUAGCCAAAAGCAGAUUAGUGAAAUGCUGCAGACUGCCAAGAAAGUGGCCCGAAAGGGAGGAAGUGGUCAGGCGAAUGGUUUGACCUUUGGUCAAUUUUGUGUUCUAGCCGCGGAUCUGAAACGCUUCAGAGCCUCGACAAUUUCGAAUCAGUCGUCGUACUGCGACUAUCAGACUCUGUCCUCGGGAUUAGUGCUCCCGGAACAGGAUAAUCCUGCCAGCACUUCUAAGCCACACCUGCAGUCCUCAGCUGCCACCGCCACGUCACCUGCCUACAGCACCAAAAAGCCGGAUAGCCAUGGGACCGAGCUGAGGAGCACCAAGUCCUUUAGCAGUGUGGAUGAUACCAAAAAGAAGAAGAACGCCAGCAAUGAGCCCGUUGAGGUGUUCCUUGGCGGAUCCUGUAAUCCAACCACCUGGCGAGCCGACGUUGCCAUUCCAGCCCUCAAGGAGCUGGGGAUUUCAUUUUACAAUCCACAAGUAUCCGAUUGGACGCCCGAUCUCAUCGAGCUCGAGCACCGAGCUAAGGAAAAGGCCCGUGUAUUAUUCUUCGUUAUGGAUUCGGAAACACGCGCAUCUGCUGGUGCCAUCGAGGCGGCACACAUAGCGGGUCAAAACUGCAAGCAGCUGGUGUUGGUUUUGCAUCCGUAUAAACCAAAUCAGAAGAUCCUUAAUGAGCCUAUUUCACAGCAAGAAUACAUCGAUUUGAAUCGCAACCAGUUGAUACUUAAGGAGUUGGUCUCCCGUCGCGGUCUGCCCGUAUUGGAUAACAUACCUUUGGGUCUGCAGCGCACCAAGGACAUCCUGUCUGGCAUCAGGGAUCCACCGUCCAAAAUAUCUUCUAUUUUAGAUACUGUUCGCGGCGCCUUUGAUCGCGUAAACCCGCAAGGCGAUCUGCUCACUGUGGAACAGUGCAAACGUGCUCUCUUAUUCCUAGGCUAUGCUCAGAGUUUAGUUAAUUUAGAUAAUCUAACUAAGAUCAUAAUCAACCAACGCGAAUCGCUGAAAUUGCUCCAAGCGCACAGCACAAAAGCGGUGGUGGAUGGUUUGGAUGAGGAUGUCGAAGCUGGCAAUUGCAGCCAGUCCAUCCUGCCUAGCCAGGAGCUCAUUGAUUUCGAUCUGUUCUGUGUGAUCUCGGCGUAUCUGUCCGUCCUACAGCAGGAGAUUCACGAAAGCGGUUGCAUUUCCCCCAUCAAGGGUACCAAUGUGCCGCCACCGCAGGUAUACUUCACCAAUGCUCCCGAUGUGGACAUUUACUACUCGGCCAGCAAGAAUAUUUCGCGGACGUCGAGCAACGCAAGUGUUCCGUCCAACAGCAGCAGUGGAAUCGGCCAUGACUUGGAGCGACAGAGUCACUUUGAGCAACUCAGUCGCAGUAGGGACAGUGGAACUUCCUCACCCCAGCCCACAGCAUCGAUCAGUUUUAGUAAAAGCCCCCGGCCACAGAUCCUGCUAAAUGUGGAGUCCAUCGAGACAACCGAGAUAAUCACCACCAAAACGAUAGAGACCAAGUCGAAUCCUUUGACUACAUCAGUUGUUGUGCCUGCCGAAGAGGAGGAGAGUGAUUCCAAUGACUCAGUCUUCUCCAGUAGCAGUUCAAUAGCUAGUGCCGGCGAUGCCCUCUGUUGUGGUGGUGGUUUGGAUAUCCGGGAUGUCUACCUGGGCGGAAGUUGUGUCCUCCGCACCAAGUGGCGUCAAGAGCUGGCUGUCCCCUAUCUACAGUCCAAGAGUGUUAGUUUCCACACCCCAGCGCUGCAUGAGAGUAUCCAGCAGAUGACUGGUGCUUCUCAGCAGCAAACAGCGCCACCGCAAGAGCAACAGCAGCAGCAGAGAUCCUAUGUGCGCACUCGCAGAAAGUGCAAGGGAAAUCAGCUGCAGCUGGAGGAACAGGAGGAGCUGACGGUGGCCGAGGAGUCGCUUAGCUGGUCUCUGCCGCCGGUCGCAGUCCGCCAGAGCCUGUACAACCCAUCGCUCCUGGACUCCAGCCGAGUCCUGCUCUUCGUGAUCAGCAACGAGACCCGUUCCCUGGCACCCAUGACCCUGGCCGCCCACUGCAUCGGUCUCAUGUACAACGUUGUUCUGGCGGUUCAGAUGCUGCCCGAGGACUGUGUCCUAGGUGGUGAGAAGCUGACUGUAGCGGCCAUCAAGGACUACAAUCGCGGACGGUCGUACCUAAUCGACCUGGCCAAAAGGCAAGGCGUGCCCGUUUUCACCGACAUUCGGGCCGCCCUCGAGUGCACCGUGGCCAAGGUGAAGGCGUACAACAACCGCGACCGCUGCUAAAACGUACCUGUAUUCAAGUUCCAGCUCGUGACAAUUUAAGCUUAUGUCUAAGUCUAAGGCCUAGUGCAAUUACGUUCUACUUAUUACACCCUCACUAACCAAAAUGGUGUCUUAUCGUAUUCGGAGAACACUCUUCUACCUAGUUAAAGCUAUACGUAAUAUUAUAUACAAUAAAACAUAAAAAGAGUGUAAAACCACUAAAAUGUCGUCGCCCAGAGAGCGCAUUUCAUAACCUUAUGGAGAAAGUUAUGCAUUCAGCUCCCCUCUCUCUAUAUUCGCAAUAAGCUGUUUGCUUUAUGCUAAUUUAUUAUUUAUUUAACACCGUACACGUGAUGCACGUACUAAUUUAAAUGUAAGUAUUCGAACAUGUACAAUUCUUAGUGCAUAUAUGUACAAUGCAAAAAUUAACUAAAAUAUAUAUAUUUUAUGAACAUAGUGAGCAAACAGAUAUAAAAUAAUUAAUUACUAUAUAAAAACCCCAAUUAUGUUUAUGUAUAUUCAUAGUGACCCACUGUACCAGUUAGCUGGCAAAAAAUAUCUCAAUAAAACAAUUUUUCUAACA